GAGACUUUUCACACUCCACACUCCAAAUCCACACAACCAAACAAUUAACUAACAGACCAAUCAGAUCGCAGCACGUUCUCCGGAGCCUCGAGACCCCAAAGGUCUUCACCGCCGGCAUUCUUCCCGGACAUUGUUCUCGUUAAGGGAAAAUGGGGCGUGCUUCAAUCAAGAGUAACAUGGGUGAUUCUCAGGUGAGAGAGAAUUGCAAAGAUCUUGAUUCUGAGGAUAAAAUAAGAAGGUUAGAAAGACGAUGGAAGAGAAGGGAGAUCAUUUUAAAAGGCAGUUUGAAGCAUGAUUGCAAUGCCAGUGCUACAAGGACAACUGUGAAGAGUGAAGUAAAUAAGGCUGUUUUAACAGAAAAAAAUGGUUAUUUGGUGGAGGAUGAAGUAGAUGAGGACUACAAAUUUUUUUUGGAUACUUACCUUUCUGAUAUUGAUGUUGUCAUUGAUAAUAAUGUUGAUGGUUCUGAUGCUGUUGUGGACACCGGCCACAACAAUGACAAUGAUAUUGAUUCAGAUCCUCAGUAUAAGAAGUUCUUGGAAAAUUUGAGGAAAGAAGGGAAUUCCUAUGUUUACUCGUGCUUUGUGGAAAACCAGCUUGUGCACGUAAGGUAUGAGGGAGAAGAAGAAGAAGAGGAAGAAAGGUUGCAUUAUGGGCUCAAGUUAGACACUAAGAUGUUAAAUGGUUUGACACAGAGGGAUGAGACUGGAAAUGUUGGAAAUACUGGGAUUGAUUCAUUGAGAAAACAGACAGGUGGCUCAAUGGAAUCUCAGCAAAAUAUGGAAACUGAAAAAGUACAUUGUAAUAAAAGGGCAAAUGAAGAUGUAUCUGGUGUCCCUAACAAGAGUUGCCACAGUGAUGUGGAGUUUGAUGAUGUGGAUGAAGAUGUAUCUGGUGUCCCUAACAAGAGUUGCCACAGUGAUGUGGAGUUUGAUGAUGUGGAUGAAGAUUACCAAUUAUUCCUGAAUUCUUGGACAGAUGAUGACAAUUUGGUCCAUAUGGGUGGUGAAUUAAUGGGAAAGACUACCAGAGUGCAGUGUGAUAAGGCAUUUGAUACUCGCGAAGUGCAGUGUGACAUUGAUGAAGAUUACCAACUAUUCCUGAAUUCUGCUGAUGUUGUUGAUGACGAUUUGGUGUUUAUGCGUGACAGAAAUAUCUCAAAGAUAAACAAGAUGGAGGGUGGUAGUAAUUCCUCUGACCCAGAUCUAAUUCUUCUAGAACCUGAUGAAAUUUGUGAAAACACUCCAUUCAUUUCUUCAAAAACAUAUGAUUCUUCUUGGUUUGAAAGUGAAAUGAAACCCAGACACAGCAGGGAAUUCUCUGCUUAUGAUCAUUCUCAGUUUAGGAAAAAACUUAUGGAAUAUCUUGAAAGGCCUUAUGACAAACGAGAGUAUGACUAUUUUAUGCAUGAAUUACAUCAACGAAGGCCGAAGGAACGUCAUCUAGAAACUCGUCAGGGGGUGAUUAAAUCAUAUCACACUCAUGGUGAAACCAAAUCUUAUCUUGAGUUGUAUCCAGAUCUAUCAAAAGCAAUUGCUGGACUCAAGGAACAACCACAUAGGGUUUUGUUUCUCUUGCGUGGAUUCAUUUUUUGGUUGCAAAAUGUGACCCACAACGGAAAUUUUCGGCCUUGGCUUGACGAAUCAUGUUUGGAGAUUUUACGAAAAAUGUAAAUAUGGAUUCUUGCUUGCUAUAUCUAAAGAUUUGGAAGCAAGAGUUUUGUGAACUUGAAUGGGAAACAAAGUUUAUGUACAGUUAAUUUUAUCCCUGAACUUUGACCCAGUUGUUCAAAGAAAGUUUGCUAGAGAUG
This is a messenger RNA of Gastrolobium bilobum, 1810 nucleotides long. RefSeq lists its product as uncharacterized. The transcript has 5 exons. Bases 150 to 1673 code for a protein of 507 amino acids. NCBI's taxonomy places the organism in Eukaryota, Viridiplantae, Streptophyta, Magnoliopsida, Fabales, Fabaceae. The record is from RefSeq and is a predicted model, not a curated record.